UCUGGUGAUGAUAGUGAUGAUGAUAUGAACGAUGGAAAAUUAAAUGAUUAUGUACAAUAUAAAUGUGACCACAUAACUCAUUACGAUUACAAUGCAACCUGGUCAUUACAAGAUGCGAUAGCAACAACAUUUAAUAAAUUCUUGGACAAAUCACAAACAAUUAAUUUUUGGCAAUGUGGGAUUGAUCUACAAUUAGAUACAUGGAAGAAUAAAUUAUUUAGUCGACCACAGUACAACAAACAUAUUGAACAACAACAACGCAUAAAAAUGAAGCAAUACGCUACAGAUGAUUGUAUUGCAGUCGCAGAAUUAUUCUUAUGCAUGUAUCCGGAAACAACGACGACAACAACAACAACAACAACAGCAGCAGCAGCAAGGAACGUGUCGAUCAAUUUUGAAGAUUAUUUAUCAAACAUAAGCGAAGAUGAAAUUGAAUUAAUCGCAUUAACCAAACCAAAAUUAAAGGAAAAAGAAAUUGUAAAUCAACCGAAUGAUUCACCAGCCGAAUUAAUUAUAACAACAACCGAAAAUGAAAUUAAUGAAUUAAUUCCAACCCAAAAACCACCCCCAAACACAUCAACAACAUUAACAUUAACCAAAAAUGAACGACAACGACGGAAAAAUCGAAAACUUAAAUGGAAAUAA
Molecule: messenger RNA, 645 nt
Organism: Rotaria socialis
Lineage: Eukaryota; Metazoa; Rotifera; Eurotatoria; Philodinida; Philodinidae
Source: the annotation of a GenBank genome assembly